This is a messenger RNA of Cinara cedri, 4168 nucleotides long. NCBI's taxonomy places the organism in Eukaryota, Metazoa, Arthropoda, Insecta, Hemiptera, Aphididae. The record is from the annotation of a GenBank genome assembly.
AUGCCUUCUUCAAUUGAAAUAUAUAACACUCCAGUUAAAAAAAAUACAAAAAGUGAUAUUAGUAAUAUAUGUAUAUUAUUGAUAUUGUAUAUGUUACAAGGAGUACCUAUGGGUUUCUCAUCUGCAAUAGCAAUAAUUAUACAAAAUAUGCAUCUAUCUUCAUAUAACGAUCAAGUAUGUAAAAUAAAAAUGAUUUUGUUAUUUAUAAAUACCUAGUAAUAAGUUUAAAUGAUAAUGUACUUUUUAAUACAGGCAAAAUUUAGUUUUGUCUCAUGGCCAUUUAGUAUGAAAGUUUUAUGGGCUCCACUGGUAGAUUCUCUGUUUAUUAAACAAUUUGGACGUCGGAAAUCAUGGCUCAUUCCUGUCCAAUAUUCUUUAGGUAAGAAUAUAAUUAUUAUUUAUUAUCUAAACCAUUUAAAUUAAAUUUAAAAGAUUUUACAAUAAAUUUUAUCAAUUUUCAAGUUCUAAGUUCUCAAUUUUUUAAUUAUUAUUUGUGAUACUCAUUACAGAAUAGAAUUUCCAAUGAAGAUAUACCCAUUACAAUAUUUUCUCAGACAAUAAAGAUAAUCAUAUUCUGUUUUAAUUUUUUUUUAUAUUACCUUCAGAGACAAGGACUACAAAUAUUUAUAUUUUAAUUAAAUUUUCAAGUUUUGGUAAAAGAAUUUAAAUUUAUUAUUUUCGAUAAUUUCGAUAAUGUAUCAACUUUUUAUUUUUGUUAAAUUCGUGAUUUUUAAUAAUUUUUUUAAAAUUCAGAGUAAAAGUGUUGAGUCAUUUAGUUAUAAUAAUAAUAACCAAUUAGUGAAUGCGAUAACAGUCUGCAGCAUAAUUAUAGGUACAUUUUUAUGAAUUUUAAAAAUUUCUAAAAAUCACGAAUUUAAUGAAAAUAAAGUUUUUACCAAAACAUGAAAAAUUAAUUAAAAUAUAAAUAUCUGUAGUCCUUUUACCUGUGAAUAAUAUAUAUAUAUAAAAAAAAACAGAAUUUGAUUAUCUUUAUCUUUGAAGAUAUAAUAAUGGGUAUAGAUCUUCAUGGAACACGCUGUGUAACUCAAGAAAAAAAAUAAAUCAAAGGUUUAUUUUAAAAAUCAGGUUUUCAAAAUAUUCAAAUAAAUGUAAUGAAUAAAAUGUUCAUUGUUUAUUUUAAUCACUAUACAUCUGCAUAUGUAAUAAAAAACCUGUAAUAACCCAAACUGGUUUUUUUUUUGUAUAACUGCAUGUGUACACCUUUGUAUUUUUUUUUUAAAAUGACUAAAAAAUUCAAAAGACUUUAAAAGUAGGUAGAUACUGUUAAAUGUUGAUUCAUUAAAAUGGCUACAAAAAAAUGUGGUAAUGUGAAAUUGAUUCUUUUCAUAAUUUAAAAUUAAAGCAGUACUUACCUAUUUUUAUUUAUUUAUUAUAAACAUCUUUAAUUAGCUAGUUAAUUUUAUUAUUACAGGUAUAUUUUGCAUCAUAACUGGUUCUUACAUAAACGAAUGGCUAAUUAAUGCUACACAACCACAAAUUAAUAAUUUAACUUGUAUGUUUCUUAUUUUAAAUUUUCUUGCUGCUACUCAAGAUAUUAUUGUAGAUGGAUGGGCAUUAACAAUGUUAAAAAAGUUUGUUUUUAUUAGUGCUUACAAAAAAAAAGUAUCUAAUAAGUACCUUAUAAAAUUAUAUAUUUAUUAUUGUACACACUAAUUUUUAGAGAGAAUAUUCAAUACUCUGCUAUGUGUAACAGUGCUGGGCAAGCAUUGGGAAUAUUUCUAAGCUAUAUUCUCCUUAUCAUUCUGAUAUCUGAAUCAUUUUGGAACAAAUGGUGGCGAACUGUACCUUUGCCAGGUGGUAUAGUUACAUUGCAAGGUAAACAUUUUUGGUAGUACCUAUUGCCCAUUUGUACAACUAAUGUGUUCUAUUAAACAAAAUAUAAAAUAUUGUAUCUGUGAUGUUAUAAUUAUUUUUAUCAACAUUAUUUUAGGGUAUCUAUACUUUUGGGGAACAAUGUUUAUGAUUAUUACAACUUUAGUGGCUAUAUUUAAACCUGAAAAAGAUAAUUGUACUAAAACAGAUGAUUUAAAUAUUGGUAUGGUUAAAACUUAUAAAUUACUUUAUAAAAUAAUGCAACUAUCCAAUAUCAAGAAAUUAGUGAUUAUUUUAUUAACUAUAGGAGUAAGAAAUAAAAAUAAUCUAAAAUUAGAAAAUGUGCAGUUAAAUUCUUGUAUUAUUUUGUAAUUAACAAUUAGAUGAGUUUUAGUUCAGUCGAUGCAACAUUCACAUUGAAACUUAUAGAUGGUGGAGUUUCUAAAGAUGAAAUUGCUGCUAUUGAAUUUAUAAUUAUUGGUCUGAAUAUCUGUUUACCAUUUAUUGUUAUAAAAUGUAUAUCUCAAGGAAAACCAAUGAACAUUGUUUUGAAAACUAUGAUAUGCCGGUAAAUGAACGUUUAUGAUAUUAUGUAUAUUAAUAUAUUAUUUUAUUUAAUAAUUAAUUUUGAACAAUAGUUGUUACAUAGUGUUUAAUCAAUGCAAUUGAACUUAUUUGUUUUUUAUGCGUAUAAUAUUGUAUUCUAUAUAGUUAUUCUGGAUAUUAUUUAUUCUUGGUGUCCCCAUGUGCUUAUCCAUAUGUCAGCCAGAUAAUUUGCUGUCAGUUUAUUAGUGUUCUUUUAGCUUUUGUGUUAGUUAAAGUAGGCAUUGUUUAUUUAUAAUUCACUAAGCUUUUAAAUUUGUUGCUUUUCUAAGGCAUGUUUCCUAUUCUAACAAGGAAGUAUUAAUUGUUCAUAAUUUGUGUUUUAAUUUUUUACUCAGUUACUCAGUACUUGAUUUCAUAAUCACUUAUAUAUAUAAUAAUAUUAAAGUGGUUUGGAUACGGAACAUGUUUUUUUUACCUAUAGAAUAAGUAGGUACUUACUCUAACAAUUAUUUACCUUUAAAUAUACACCAUCAAUGUCAUAUAUUUAUUUUACUACAAGUGAUAGACAUACAUUUUUGAAAUUGCUUUAGGUUAAUAUUAAAAAGACAAGAUACAUUUUUAUCUAGUCUCUCAAGUUCAAUUUCUAUACUACAGUUUUAUCCAACUUAAAAUUACAACUACUGAAAAGUAAACUACUAUAAAAUACUGAAUAUACACAAUAUGUUGGUAAAUAAUUAACAAUUACAUUUUAUUUAAAUAACAUUAUAACAUGAAAUUUGUUACAGUUAUAAUUUUGUACUUAGUCAUCCUAUUAUUUUCCUUAAUGCAUCUAAUAUCUUUGGAGGACUGUUAUGAUGAACAGAAAGAGAUAAAUGUAAAAAUUAUGUCUAUUUUGGCUGAGUUCGUUUUAGCGUACAAUUUUACAAAUCAAUAAUAAUUUUUCAUAUAUUUUUCAGGUUGAUAACUGGUAUUAUUGUCACAAUUAUUACUUAUGUUACUCCAUAUUUUAUAGUUCAAACUGGAGGAUUAUUUAUUAUUUACAAAGUAAUUAUGGUGAUGAUGUAUAUUUUGCACCAGGUAAGAAAAUUUGCAUUUUUAUUUGUUUAUUAUUGGCUUUAAUUAAAAAAUUUAAUUCAUAUUUAUUAUAUUUUUUAAUUUAUUUAUUAUUGUAUAAAUUAAAUAUAAAGCUUCAUUUGUGUAUUGAUGGAUAAUAAAUUUACCAGUUUUAAUUAACUAUUUAUUUUAUUAUUGAUUUGCAUAUAUAUUAUACAUGUAAUAUGUAUAUUUUAAUUUGUUUUUGGUUUAGAAUAUGUUAAAAAGAUUAAGUUAAUUUUAUUACAGUCAAUGAUUAUUGUUAUGGUUAUAACAAUAUUAGAAUUUUUCGCUAGUAUUUGUGAUGCACGAAUUGGAGGCACAAAUAUGACACUACUGGCUACGGUAAUAAACUUAGGAGCCACGGGAAGCAAAACUGGUGCUUUGUGGCUACUUGAUUUCCUAACUUUUAAGCAAUGUUCUAUCAAUCCUAAUAAAUUGUGUUUAUACAAAAAUGAUACAAAUGUAAAAAUAUAUUACAACCAUAAAAUUAUAAAUGUUCAUAAUUAUAAUUUAUGUUUCUUCUAUAUAGGUAUGUAAUUCAACUGAUGAAACUUGUCAUGUUUUUAUUGACGGGUUUUACAUUGAAACUUUUUUGUGUACAAUUUAUGGUAUAAUAUGGUAUUGUGCUUUUAAAAAGUCUAUAAUUACCCUGCAAUCAAAACCAAUUGAAGAAUGGCACGUGGCGAAAUUGUAA